ACUAAGAGAGGAGAGCGAGAGACGAGGAAAGGAACAGAAAACCUGCAACACCUCAUCAGCUGUUUGUACUGCUUGUCAACUCUUCUUUUACCAUGGCUACAACAUCCCAGGACUUAGACUAAGGAGGAAACAAAGACACGAGUGUGAGAGAGAAAGAGAGAGGAGAGAGAAAAAGAAAAAAGCAAGAACCCUUCACUUCUAAGUCAAAAAGGAAGAGUGAGAGUGAAAGGAGAGAGAGGAAAGGUGGGCGAGAGGAGGAGUAGGCACCCUUUCCUGGAAGAAGUAAGCGUGCAAGGGGAAAAGGAGAGAGGAGGAAGGAGGGAGCGCACUCUACUGUGUGGACAUGGGGUUGUAUGCUGUUCUGUUGAUCUGUCUAUCCCAGGCACAGUUUGGGAGAAUUUGGGCGCAGGAGCGAACAGAUGAUACGUCACUGCGGAUAGAUGGGGGCUCGUCUGAGAUGGGCAGGAUCUACCGAGACCAGCAGCCCUCCCUCAAACAUGGUCAGAACCGAGCGGUACGCAACGCACUGGGGGGAGGACUGGACAUUGAUACCCUGCCCGACAACAUGACCCAUGUGGUGGAGGACUCUCAGAGGUACUACAGGUGGAGGAGUUACGGGCCAGGAGACAGACGGAUGGAGGAACUCUGGGUAGACCUAAAUGCUGUGCAACAGAGCAAAGUCAGAGUGCACGGCAUCCUGUCCAACACACACCGGCAGGCAGCGCGUGUGGCUCUCUCCUUUGACUUCCCCUUCUAUGGACACUACCUGAGACAAAUCACCAUAGCAACAGGAGGGUUCAUCUUCACGGGGGAGAUCACGCAUCGCAUGCUGACAGCCACACAGUACAGCCCCCUCAUGGCCAACUUUGACCCCAGUUUUUCAAAAAACUCAACAGUGCGGUACAUGGACAAUGGUGAGGUGUUUGUGGUGCAAUGGGACAAGGUGCGGCUUCAGGGGCGCGAGGCAGAGGGAACCUUCACCUUCCAGGCUGCUCUCCAUAACAAUGGAACAAUUGCAUUCAACUACAGAGAGGUUCCUUUGCCAGUAGAGAAGAUCAACUCCACUGAACACCCAGUGAAGGUGGGCCUGUCUGACGCGUUCAUGGCCCUCCUCCCCUCUCCACAGUCCUCAGAUGCAAGACGGCGGACCAUCUAUGAGUACCAUAGAGUAGAGAUUGACACCACUAAGAUCAACAAUCACUCUGCCUUUGAAUUCACACCAUUGCCCACAUGUCUCCAACACACCACCUGUGAACUCUGUCUCAUAUCCAACCUGACAAAUGGCUGUGGUUGGUGCAACACACUGCAAAGAUGCUCCGAUGGAAUUGAUCGUCACAGACAGGAGUGGCUCGACUACAACUGUCCUGAAGAGGCAAAAGAGGGCACUUGUGAGGACUACACUCAGGGUGGCCCUGAGGGUUCCAUGGGGUCCUUCAACCACUCAGCCCCAGAGCCCACGCCCUCCCCUGCAGUGCUCUCAGAUAUCCCCGUCACCGAGGACUUGCAAACGGGUCCUCCGCACCAGGAACGGACAGAGCACACUGCGAUUAUUGCAGGUGUGGUGGCAGCCCUCAUUUUGCUGGUAGCCUUGACCCUUUUGGCUGUCUACUAUAUCAACACACACCCCACUGUUGCUCCUCCAUUCUACCUCAUGCAGCGACACACCAAUAACUACUGGCCAUCUAUGAAGUUCCACAACCAGAGCUGUCACUCCACCUAUGCUGAGGUGGAGCUCGGGGGUCACGAUAAGGAGGGCUUCAUUGAGGCCGAACAGUGCUGCUAACUAGGCUGGACUUCCGGGGCAACGUUGGACAAGAGAGUGAGCGCCAUUUUGGGGAUUAAAAAAGGAACUAGAGGGGACAGAAAUGCAAAACGUCCCUUAUUCGUACUAUGGUGGACAAUGUGUAACUGCUUGUAGAGAACAGUACUUUGUCUGUUUUGUCUGUGUCUCUCGCUCUUCGCCUGUCUAAUACAUUCUUCCUCCUUCCCUUCCUUGAGGUAAGCACAAAUCUAACAUUAUUUGAUAGGUGAGCAAGAAGUCCACUACAUUGAUUUCACCAAUCAUAUCAUAUCAGAUCAGCGAUAACGUCAAGGAAGGAGGGCCUACAGUGCCUUCGGAAUGUAUUCAGACACUUUGGCUUUUUCCACAUUUUGUUACGUUACAGCCUGACUCUAAAAAUGGAUUUAAUUGUUUUUUCCCUCAUCAAUCUACACAAAGCAUAACAUAUUUUUUUUAGAACUGUUUUCUAAUUUAUCAAAAAUAAUCAACUGAAAUAUCACAUUGACAUAAGUAUGCAGACCCUUUACUCAGUACUUGGUUGAGGCACCUUUGGCAGCGAUUACAGCCGUGAGUCUUCUUGGGUAUUAAUCUACCAUCCUGGCACACCUACACUACCGGUCAAAAAUAAUAGUGAAGACAUCAAAACUAUGAAAUAGCACAUAUGGAAUCAUGUAGUACAUGUGGAAUUUUUUCCUUCUUAAUGUGUUUGAGACAAUCAGUUGUGCUGUGACAAGGUAGGGGGGGUAUACAGAAGACAGCCCAAUUUGGUAAAAGACCAAGUCCAUAUUAUGACAAGAACAGCUCAAAUCAGCGAUGAGAAACGACAGUCCAUCAUUACUUUAAGACAUGAAGGUCAGUCAAUCUGGAAAAUUUCACCAAAUUGGAAAGUUUCUUCAAGUGCAGUUGCAAACACCAUCAAGCGCUAUGAUGAAACUGGAUCUCAUGAGGACCGACACAGGAAUGGAAGACCCAGAAUUAACUCUGCUGCAGAGGAUAAAUUCAUUAGAGUUACCAGCCUCAGAAAUCGCAGCCCAAAUAAAUAUUUCAGAGUUCAAGUAACAGACACAUCUCAACAUCAACUGUUCAGAGGAGACAUGGUCGAAUUACAUGGUCGUGGUCGAAUUACUGCAAAGAAACCACUACUAAAGGACACCGAAGAGACUUGCUUGGGCCAAGAAACACGAGCAACCGGUGGCAAAUUGUCCUUUGGUCUGGAGUCCAAAUUGGAAUUUUUGGUUCCAACCGCCAUGGUUUUGUGAGACGCGGUGUAGGUGAACGGAUGAUCUCCGCAUGUGUAUUUUCCACCGUAAAGCAUGGAGGAGGUGGUGUUGGGGUGAUUUGCUGGUGACACUGUCUGUGAUUUAUUUAGAAUUCAAUGCACUAUUAACCAGCAUGGCUACCACAGCAUUCUGCAGCGAUAUGCCAUCCCAUCUGUUUUGGGCUUAGUGGGACUAUCAUUUGUUUUUCAACAAGAUAAUGACCCAACACACCUCCAGGCUGUGUAAGGGCUAUUUGACCAAGAAGGAGAGUGAUGGAGUGCUGCAUUCGAUGGCCUGGCCUGCACAAUCCCCCGACCUCAACCAAAUUGAGAUGGUUUGGGAUGAAUCGGACCACAGAGUGAAGGAAAAGCAGCCAACAAGUGCUCAGCAUAUGUGGGAACUCCUUCAGGACUGUUGGGAAAUCAUUCCAGGUGAGGCUGGUUGAGAGAAUGCCAAGAGUGUGCAAAGCUGUCAUCAAGGUUGGUUACUUUGAAGAAUCUCAAAUAUAAAAUAUAUUUUAAUUUGAUAACACUUUUUGGUUACUACAUGAUUCCAUAUGUGUUAUUUCAUAGUUUUGAUGUCUUCACUAUUAUUCUACAAUGUAGAAAAUAUUUUAAAAUAAAGAAAAACCCUUGAAUGAGUAGGUGUUCUUAAACUUUUGACCGGUAGUGUUUAUUGAGAUCCUCUCAAGCUCUGUCAGGUUGGAUGGGGAACAUUGCUGCACAGCUAUUUUCAGGUCUUUCCAGAGAUGUUCAAUCGAGUUCAACUCCGGGCUCAGACUGGGCCACUCAAGGACAUUCAGAGACUCCUGGGUUGCCUUGGCUGUGUGCUUAGGGUCAUUGUCCUGUUGGAAGGUGGUCCGUCGUCCCAGUUGGAGGUCCUGAGCUCUCUGAAGCAGGUUUUCAUCAAAGAUCUCUCUGUACUUUUCUCCGUUCAUCUUCCCCUCGAUCCUGACUAGUCUCCCAGUCCCUGCCACUGAAAAACAUCUCCACAGAAUGAUGCUGCCACCAACAUUCUACCCCGUAGGGAUGGUGCCAGGUUUCAUCCAAACUUGACGCUUGGCAUUCAGGCCAAAGAGUUCAGUCUUGGUUUCAUCAGGCCAGAGAAUCUUGUUUCUCAUGGUCUGAGAGUCUUUAGGUGCCUUUUGGCAAACUCCCUGCGGGCUGUCAUGUGUUUUUUACUCAGGAGUGGCUUCUGUCUGGCCACUCUACCAUAAAGGUCUGAUUGGUGGAGUGCUGCAAAGAUGGUUGUCCUUCUGAAAGAAUCUCCACAGAGGAACUCUUGAGCUUUGUCAGUGACCAACGGGUUCUUGGUCACCUCCCUGACCAAGGCCCUUCUCCACUGUGUUCUAGGCGAUCUUCAAUGCUGCAGAAAUGUUGUUGGUACCCUUCCCCAGAUCGUUGCCUCAAUACAAUCCUGUCUCAGAGCCCCCAAUCAAGUUGUAGAAACAUCUCAAGGAUGAUCAAUGGAAUCAGGAUGCAGCUGAGCUCAAUUUUGAGUCUCAUAGCAAAGGGUCUGAAUUCUUAAGUAAAUAAGGUAUUUCUGUUUUUGUUUUUGUUACAUUUGCAAACAUUUCUAAAUACGUUUUUUAUUUUUGUUAUUAUGGGGUAUUGUGUGUAGAUUGCUGAGGAAUCUUUAAAAAAUAUAUAUAUUUUAGAAUAAGGCUGUAACGUAGCAAAAUGUGGAAAAAGUCAAGGGGUCUGAAUACUUUCCGAAGGCACUGUAUGUAUAAUCAGAGAGGAUGGAUGUUGGAAAAACUCCAUCUGAGAGAAAAGAGCUGAAUACACAUUGCGUGUAAAGUCAGGGAAUGGUACAGACACACUAGCCUUCAUUACUGCAAACCAAUGUACAGUUCAACUUUAUAAUGGCUGUGUUUUAAUUCUGUUCUGUUUUGAGAAGAUAUCUUGUGUUUUCUAAAAUGUCUUGGUUGGUGAACAACCGUUGAGUUACAGUAUAUGUACAAUACUAUAGCCACAUGGACUUCAAUAUAACAGAUAUAUUUUAGUGAUUCUAAUGAUCCUUAUUGCCAUGAACCACUUUGGAAAAACCUGGUUACAUUGUUUUGUAGAAAUUUACUUUCAUUAAGUUUAGCAUAUGAAAAAAAACAUGUUUUGUUUGACAUCAGUACUGUUUGAAAAUGUUCCAAUAAAAACUUGUGGUUGGUUUUGAUAAAAUCCUUGAGUCGCUCAAAUAAAUUAGCAUUUUCAAGCACAUGGUCAGUCAUGACAUGGCCUAUACAGUUAUUCAAGGUUUUAGUACACAAUUAUAAGCCGAGGCCAGAGAGAAAUAGGCAAAGCGAGAGGUUUUACAAAAAAUAGGUCCACGAUAAUAAGCCCUGCAAAGUGAGGAUUUUUUAAAAUGGAGGUGAAUGACAACAUGUUGAAUUUGGGCUACAAAAUGUGUUAUUGCUAAUUUGCUACGUGAGACUUAUUUGAUCGAAUAUAUACGUUUCGUAAUGGUUAGGUUGUUCCAAUGCACUGAUAAAGAGUGCCGUGAAAGAGUAUUUGCUCACUUCCAAAUUUUCUCUAUUUUUGCGGGGGCUCUGAGGGCUCUAUUUUAAGGUGGCAAUAGUGUCAAAAGCACAUAAAAACUGGCACACAUGGCAUUUUACAACCCUAACGCCAAGUUCGGCAAUUUACCAGUCUAACAUCAAUACGAUUUUGCUCAGAUGCACAUGGAACAAGGUAUGCUUUUGGUGCCUGUAUACUUCAUAUUUAUAAACCUAUUAAAAACCAAGCAUCACUUCCCUCGUCUCUAUGAAGGCUGUUUUCCUUUCACCCUGCUCAAUGUAAUCAAGUAGACUAGUCAAGACCUUUGACAAAGUGUUUGGCUUGUGAGGCCGCUUGGAAAGAAAUCUUCAUCUUUAAUCUUAAGCUUUAUUCAAAUCUAAAGUUUGGGAGGAGCAAAACAGUGAGCUGACGUUGCCUUUUUAUCUAUGUAUUGUAGGCAGGCCUACAUUGUUUUUAGCCAUGCUUUGGACAUGCGUAAAACCCCCUCCGUGAUGUAGACUACGUGUCCAUACCUAUCACGAACCUCGGUGAAUACCGGCAAACCUCAUAUUUAGAAGUUAUUUCCUGUAACAGUAGUUUGUUUUUCUGUUAAAAGAAAAUCAACCCAAGCCCACGUAGGCUACCCUUACUUACCCUCGGCCUACUAUAACAAAAGCUGGUUCAACAGCAAUGCCUCGUGUCUUUUUUUUACCCUGCCGUUUUUAUGAUAUUAUUACAUUUGACAUGUAUUUAUUGUUGUUGACAAAAAACAGAUUGCUUGUUUUUUUGUUUAAUUUUAUUAAAACCAAACUUAUUAGAUUGUUUCACUGUCCUAGUUUUAUGGUAAGAAGUGUGAAUGUGAUCUGCAAGAUGGUUCCAAUAUGUACUGUAUACAAACAGAAAUAUAAACUCAACAUGUAAAGUUUUGGUCCCAUGUUUCAUGAGCUGAAAUAAAAGAUCCCAGAAA
Molecule: messenger RNA, 6495 nt
Organism: Oncorhynchus nerka (sockeye salmon)
Lineage: Eukaryota; Metazoa; Chordata; Actinopteri; Salmoniformes; Salmonidae
Gene: plxdc1
Product: plexin domain containing 1
Source: RefSeq, a predicted model, not a curated record